UGAGUGAUGUCGUGGCGUUUGUGGGGUGAUAGGUGCCGGCAGAGUUCUUAGAGGGGAAUCCCCUUCUCUGGCCGAGUGUCGCUUGAAGAGGUUUCGUCAGACCCCCCCCCCUCCCGCGCACAGAGGGGGCAGCGCACGGACCGCAAGGAUGAGGCGGGCCGGGCUGACUGAAGGAACAGCUAGUGGCAAUUACGGCUAUGCCAAUAGUGGAUACAGUGUCUACGAGGAAGAAAAUGAAAGGUUAACUGAAAGUUUGCGUUCAAAAGUCACUGCCAUAAAAUCACUUUCUAUUGAAAUUGGAACAGAAGUUAAACAGCAAAACAAAAUGCUAACUGAAAUGGAUAAUGAUUUUGAUUCAACGGGUGGAUUUCUUGGUGCAACAAUGGGUAGACUAAAAACUCUUUCCAGAGGAAGCCAAACAAAACUUUUGUGCUACAUGAUGCUCUUUUCACUGUUUGUCUUUUUUGUAAUUUACUGGAUUAUUAAAUUGAGGUGAUGCAGAUUCUCCCUUUAUGACAUUAUAAUUAGUGGUACCGGACUUGUAGAAAGGUCUUUCUGGAAAACGGGAAACUAUUUUUUGUAUAAACAUUAUUAACACACCUGGGGCUGUUCUGUGAAUUUCUUAGUAUUUAUCAGGCUAGAAACCUUUCUGUUAAAUAAACCCUUGUUUUCUAGGGUUCUUACAUUGAAUUUUGCUCUUGUUUGAGCACUCUGAAGACAAAAAUAGCUAUUGGGGUGGGGCAGGAGGAGAUGUCAUACAAUAUUUUUUUAACAUUGCAGAGGAACAAAAAGAGGAGGGUGUUCCUGUCUAAGAUAAAAAAUUUCCACUUUCCAGCUAUAGAUUUUUUCCCAUCAGAGUUACAGGCACAGUGAAAAGCAAUCUUAUUUAGAUUAUGCUAUGAUCACAUUAUAUUGAAUUUUUAAAAGUUUUGGACAUGAUCCAGGCAAAGUAGCCUCAUUGAGUUCAGUGGAAAACUUAAGCAUGUGCUUUUAACGUUCUCAGUGAAAUUAAUGAGGCUUCUGCUGUGCUGUGUUUUGGCUGGCUUGUGCCCACAGUGACUUGUUCAUAGUUGCAGCAGCUGGGAUUUAUCUUAACUUAGAAUUAACAAAAGGGGUUGAGAGGUAGAAGUGCUACCGCUCAGUUCCUUCAACUGCAGGUUGAUUAUUUGUGGGGAGACAGAACAGGCAUAGAUCAUCAUGAAAGCAGGCUUUUGUCAGUGCCCCCCCCCCCCGGGUCAGCACUGGGCCAGAGUCCCUGUACUUGGUUCCACUUGGUGAACGGAGAUGAUGUGCUUAGUGUCAGCACAGUGAGGUUGGUUACUCUUUUGAUAACAGCUUUGAUAUCCAGCUUUGCUGUGCAUAUCUCUGGGUUGGGGGAAAUGGCUGCAAAUACUAAGAUACAUUACCGUUUUUUAGUUUAUUGAGAUUGCUGCAUCAUGAUGACCUUACAUUUAAUUUUUUAUUCAUAUAACUGUGAAAGCAUUUUUGAAAAUAGGGACCUAUAGUAUUACAGAUUUUGUACUAAAGAAUAUUUUGCGAUGCCAGAAAAAUACCACAUGCCUUCUAAUGAGAAGCCCUACUAUACUUGUGUUGGCCACUGGUAUCCUAUUAGCCACACGGCAUGUUUUUAUGUGGCAGGUAACAAAACUAUUAUACUCCUGUUAUAGUGUAACACCAUCUUUCACAGUAUGAAGAGUUACUGUCACGC
Messenger RNA from Gekko japonicus, 1708 nucleotides. It is a transcript of the gene BET1, whose product is annotated as Bet1 golgi vesicular membrane trafficking protein. Gene Ontology annotation, biological process: vesicle fusion with Golgi apparatus; endoplasmic reticulum to Golgi vesicle-mediated transport. The record is from RefSeq and is a predicted model, not a curated record. The transcript is spliced from 4 exons. Bases 149 to 496 code for a protein of 115 amino acids. Gene Ontology annotation, molecular function: SNAP receptor activity. Lineage: Eukaryota; Metazoa; Chordata; Lepidosauria; Squamata; Gekkonidae. Gene Ontology annotation, cellular component: SNARE complex; Golgi trans cisterna.